Molecule: messenger RNA, 3020 nt
Organism: Rhinichthys klamathensis goyatoka
Lineage: Eukaryota; Metazoa; Chordata; Actinopteri; Cypriniformes; Leuciscidae
Gene: arhgap20
Product: Rho GTPase activating protein 20
Exons: 15
Coding region: 240-3020 (926 amino acids)
Biological process (GO): signal transduction; regulation of Rho protein signal transduction
Molecular function (GO): GTPase activator activity
Source: RefSeq, a predicted model, not a curated record
CAGACAUAAUCUUCCAUCUUUCAGAGAGGAAAGACAAAUACAUUGCUCUGAUAAAUCAAACUGUGGAGCUUGAGAGGAGAAUAGGACAGCUGAACACACCCCUGGAUUUUGUAUUUCUUCCUCUCUAAAAGGACAGCAUUAAGUGAAGAUUACCCCAAUAGUGCAGGUGAUGAUAUGGAAGCAUUGGUCUGAUCAGUUCUCUAAAUCACCUCCACAAUCUUUUUACUUGGAUUUUGACUAUGGGACCACUGCAUGAACCAGGAUGGCAGAAGAGAAGCCGAACCAAAAGUUGUGGGGAAUACCAGCACUCCAACAAGUCCUCUCAGCGCAGACAGUCGGCUCCCUCUAUUAUUCUCAGCAAAGCCCUUACAAAGUCAAAACCUGUCUCCAGGGAUUGUGUAUCUCAGGUUAGCCAUGACACUUACGCCCUGAUCCAGUCUCUGCUCACCCCAACGAGAAAGCUCAUUUCCCAAAGCAAUGUUCUACUACAGAGAGGCCUUCAGACCCAGGACAGAUUCCUCAUCCUUUUCACAGAUAUCCUCAUCAUCACCAAGGCCAAGUCAGUAAUGCAGGUGAAGCAGAAGGCGUGUGUGCGUGUGAGUGAGAUGUGGACAGCCAGCUGUGUGGAUGAGGUGUGUGAGGCCAUUACUGAUUCAGAGAGGAGCUUCGUCAUGGGCUGGCCAACUUACAACUGUGUGGCUACAUUCAGCACUUCAGAAGAGAAAGACAGGUGGCUGUCUCUCAUUGAAAGUUGUAUAAAAGAAGAGAAAACGUGUGACGAUCCAAAGAUGAUUCCACUCAAGAUAUUUGCAAAGGAUGUUGGAAACUGUGCAUAUGCGAAGACUCUUUUGAUCAGCAACACAGACUGUACCUCUGAUGUCAUUAGCACAGCACUGCAACAGUUUGGUCUUUCGGGUGGAAUAAAAGAUUAUAAGUUGUGGGUAUGUUCAAAACAAGAUGAAACUCCAUACCCUUUAAUUGGUCACGAGUUUCCUUAUGGCAUAAAGAUGAGCCACAUUCGCCUGUUGCAGCAAGAUGCAGUGACAUCAUCCUACAGCCAGAUGGCGCUUGUACCUAUUGAUGCUCACUGCCAGUUCUUCCUGAGGCCUAGUCGUAGUCAAAUAAAAAACACCCUCACAGAGCAGAAAAGUAGCAGGAGGAGGAUGUCUCUUAUUAGCUGGGCAUUUAAACGAAGCCCCAGCGUUGAACAGGCUUUCCAGUCAGAAUCUCCCGUCCACACCAUUACUCCGGGUUCUGGUCAUCUGUUUGGUCGGCCGCUCAGUGAAGUGAUAAUUGACAAUACCCUGCCAUCACCCAUUGUGGAUAUGCUGAAGUGUUUGUGCAGCGAGGGGGCCGUGACUCGUGGUAUAUUCCGGCGCUCUGCCGGAGCGAAGGUCUGCCGAGAACUGAGGAAAAAACUGGAUUCUGGUGACUAUGGAGAGCCACUGAGUGGAGAAUCUGUACUGGUUACCGCUGCAGUGUUUAAGGAUUUCUUACGCAAUAUACCUGGCAGCCUGCUGUGUGAGGAUCUCUAUGAGCAAUGGCUUCAAGCAGUGGAGCAAGAUGGAGAAAGAGAUGGUCUCAUGAUGGAGAGGAACAUGGUUCAGGAAGUUCAGAGGCUUGUUCAGCUCUUGCCUAAAGAGAAUGUCCUGCUGCUGAGAAACAUCAUAGCGAUGCUGUACCAUAUACAACUCAGUGCUGAGCACAACCAGAUGAACUCUUUUAAUCUGGCUGUGUGUAUAGCACAUAGCUGUCUGUGGAAUAGCAAUCAACAAUCCCAGGAAAAAGACGCCAAAAAGGUGUGUGACAUUGUGCGUGUCUUGAUUGACAACUGCUGUGCGCUGUUUGGGGAUGAAAUUAUAACCCUCUUAAAGGAUUUGACUGAAGAUAAUAGAAGCAACCACGGAUCAGUUGGGUCCCUGCAGCAGAUGUCAGACUCAGGUUAUGAGAGUCUCAAGAAUGAGGUAAAUACUGACACGGAGGAUAUUUCUAAGACCCGUCCUCUUAAAGACAGUCGUAGUAUGGAUUGUGACCUUGAAUGUCCAGAAAACAACCUGGCGUCUCUCAACCCACUGGCACAAAUCAGGAACUUUACACCAGCUGUGCGUCAACCCCAAUCCCUUAUAUUACACAGGCACUCCAUGCCUACCAUUGCUUUGAUUUCUCAUGAGCAGAAAGAAACCUCAGAAAGUGGAAAAUAUCAAGAGUUUGAGAGACCUGAUGAGGUCAAUGAUAACACAACUUUUUUGGAACACAACUUCAAGCAACUGAAUUUCAUGAGAGUAAAACAAACUUCACCGACCUCCAGUGUAUCAUCCCCAGUAACGUCACCAACAGGCUCAUCUCUGAGUUCAAUGGACAAUCCCUUUUCUCCUCAGAGCUCUCCAGCCAGGGGACAGUCUGAUUGGCUUGCUCUAAACAACACAGAUUACCAACACCCAAUCACCUCGCCGAAGGAGAAACAGUGUCAAGCACAUCAUCAGAGGAACGUUGCUGAAAUUGAGGGGGGUUUACAGCCAAAAGUGACCAAAAAUCCUCCUCCUUAUCAGCAGGCCUUACAACAGCUGAAUAGAAAACUAUUCUCACAGACUCCCACUCGAACGCCUGAGAAAACCACAGGGCAGCUACAUAAAGGAAAAGGGCUUUUCUACAAGGGGCCCAGGAGCCCCACACACGGCCCUUUAGGAGACCACCAGGUGUCCCCUGCUCCUCAGACCUUCAGGUUUGCCGAUCAAACCAAGACAGAAGAGGAGGUCAAGCUACCACAGAGUGUGUUUUAUGGACAGAGCUGCAAGUUGACGGUGCACAGUGUCAAGGGACAGAAUGCCGGUUCGAAGUCUAGCAAAAUCAACGGGCAGCAGUUGAGGUUUAAAGCACUUGAUUCGCACCCCUCCUCCGGGAAAAUAGUUGGGGACUGCUUUAUGGAUACUUCCCCUCUCGGAGAGGGGCUGACAGACAACCAGGCUAUUGGGAGAGGCCGCAGGCUCAGCUGUUGCAGUAGCAGCCAGUGGGUUGUGUGA